ACCAGUGCCAUGGCUGCUGACAUCACUAUCCGAAGAUACCAGGAAGAUGACAAGGAGACCGUGAAGGAGAUCUUCACCAUGGGGAUGAGCGAGCACGUCCCCUCCUCCUUCAUGCACCUCCUCAAACAGCCCCUGACCCAGAUGAUCCUGAUGGUCACGUUCUGCGCCCUGCUGGCCAGCUCCAAGUCCGUCCUGCUGCCUGUAGUAGGGGUCACUCUCCUCCUGGCCGGGGCCAAGCAGCUGGUGGGCUACCUCUUCAACAGCUACAUCGACACCUCCCUGAGGAAGGACCUCGACCACAUCCAGGAGACCUACCUGGAGAACAAGGACUCGUGUUUCUGGGUGGCUGAGAGCGACGGCCGGGUGGUGGCAACGGUGGCCUGCCUGCCCGCGGAGAGGGAACCAGGCUGCAUGGAGCUGAAGAGGUUGUCUGUACGUCGUACACACCGGGGGAUGGGCAUCGCCAAGGCCCUCAGCAGGACAGUGGCAGACUUCAGCAGGGAGAGGGGCUUCCCUGCGGUGGUCCUCUACACGUCUGUAGUGCAGACUGAUGCACAGAGGCUGUAUGAGAACGUGGGCUACACACGGGUCAGAGAGUUCGUCAUCCCUGAGCCCAUCGCCAAAAUCACCAACUUUACCCUGAUAGAGUACAGACUGGACUUACUGCAGGGGGGGGGGAAUAGGAGGACUGGACUUACUGCAGAGGGGAAAUAGGAGGAGGACUAGACUUACUGCAGAGGGGAAAUAGGAAGAGGACUAGACUUACUGCAGAGGGGAAAUAGGAGGAGGACUUACUGAAGGGGGGAAAUAGGAGGACUGGACUUACUACAGGAGGAAAUAGGAAGAGGACUAGACUUACUGCAGGGGGGAAAUAGGAGGAGGACUUACUGAAGGGGGGAAAUAGGAGGACUGGACUUACUACAGGAGGAAAUAGGAAGAGGACUAGACUUACUGCAGGGGGGGAAAUAGGAGGACUGGACUUACUGCAGGGGGGAAA
This is a messenger RNA of Oncorhynchus keta (chum salmon), 997 nucleotides long. RefSeq names its product probable N-acetyltransferase camello. The transcript has a single exon. The record is from RefSeq and is a predicted model, not a curated record. Gene Ontology annotation, molecular function: N-acetyltransferase activity. Lineage: Eukaryota; Metazoa; Chordata; Actinopteri; Salmoniformes; Salmonidae. The coding region runs from base 10 to 714 and encodes 234 amino acids.